This is a messenger RNA of Hibiscus syriacus, 533 nucleotides long. RefSeq lists its product as uncharacterized. The transcript is spliced from 3 exons. Lineage: Eukaryota; Viridiplantae; Streptophyta; Magnoliopsida; Malvales; Malvaceae. The record is from RefSeq and is a predicted model, not a curated record. Bases 10 to 528 code for a protein of 172 amino acids.
CCAUUGCCAAUGGCAUCUCCUGCCCCAGAGAAAAACCAGUCCCCGCCCAAACCAAUCAUUUUCAACAAAAGGAAGAGGAAUAUAACUAACGCCUCCCAUUCGAAAUCAGCUUCCGCUUUCCUCAAUCUCCAGUCCUCACUGCCUAACAACAAAACCCUAACCAGCAUCUCCGAUCUUAAGGAAUUCGCAUCUUCACAGUUGGAGGAUAUGAAGCGGAACCUCAUCGAUCGCUCUCACUCUGAGAUUCUCAUGGAUUUCGACGCCUCUCAAUCUCGCCUCCACAAGCGCUUCAAGAUCCAGACACAAGCAUGCCAACAAGUAAUGGAGGAAGCUGAAAAGGAAUACAAGAAGAUAUCGGAAAAGAUUGAUAGCAGCCAUGAAGCAAUGAAAGCUUCAUAUGCAGAAUUCAUGGCAGAUACCCAAGCCACUGCAUCUUGUGGUAUUGUUGAGCUACUUCUUUUCAUUGCUAGUGUUAUUUCAACGAGGUCUUUUAUUAUUAUUGCCAUGUUUUACAUUCUUUACGCUUAGUUGAG